This is a messenger RNA of Lontra canadensis (Northern American river otter), 688 nucleotides long. It is a transcript of the gene RPS16, whose product is annotated as ribosomal protein S16. NCBI's taxonomy places the organism in Eukaryota, Metazoa, Chordata, Mammalia, Carnivora, Mustelidae. Gene Ontology annotation, cellular component: ribosome; cytosolic small ribosomal subunit. Gene Ontology annotation, biological process: maturation of SSU-rRNA from tricistronic rRNA transcript (SSU-rRNA, 5.8S rRNA, LSU-rRNA); translation. The record is from RefSeq and is a predicted model, not a curated record. Gene Ontology annotation, molecular function: structural constituent of ribosome; RNA binding. The transcript has 4 exons. The coding region runs from base 70 to 546 and encodes 158 amino acids.
GGAGGCCCCGCAUUUUCCUUUUCCGGUUGCAGCGCCUCGCGGUGAGGACCUCUGGUCUACGUUCCAGCCAUGCCAUCCAAGGGUCCUUUGCAGUCCGUGCAGGUCUUCGGACGCAAGAAGACGGCCACAGCCGUGGCGCACUGCAAACGGGGCAACGGCCUCAUCAAGGUGAAUGGGCGGCCCCUGGAGAUGAUCGAACCCCGCACGCUACAAUAUAAGCUGCUGGAACCUGUUCUGCUUCUAGGCAAGGAGCGAUUUGCUGGGGUGGAUAUCCGAGUCCGAGUGAAGGGUGGUGGUCACGUGGCCCAGAUUUAUGGUGAGUUCCAGGAACUGCGGGCAUGGUGGGGAGGUGGCUCUGAGAGCAAGGCCAUAUUCUUGGGCCUUCACAAAGCUGACAACACUCUCUUCGUGCAUGUAUUUCCCUCACAGCAAUCCGCCAAUCCAUCUCCAAAGCCCUGGUGGCCUAUUACCAGAAAUACGUGGAUGAGGCUUCCAAGAAGGAGAUCAAAGACAUCCUCAUCCAGUAUGACCGGACCCUGUUGGUAGCUGAUCCCCGGCGCUGCGAAUCCAAAAAGUUUGGUGGUCCUGGUGCUCGUGCUCGCUACCAGAAAUCCUACCGAUAAGCCUGUCAUGAGGAUGAGGGUUCAUCUUUAUAAUAAACAAUUGUUACGGGACUUAAGUUUUCAAA